AUGACACCAGCUGAGCUCGUGAAUACUAAACAAGAGAAAGACGAAACCCUGAGAGCAUUUAUGCAGAGAUACAACGAAGCGGCCAGACGCGUAAAAGACGUGAAUCACACAUUCAUAAUAAACAAUUUGCCUUCGUGUUUAAGGCCAGGGUAUUUCGUUGAACAAUUGUAUGUCGAUCCUCCAAAAUCAAUGGAAGAACUCCAAGAAACAAUCGCGAAGUUCGUACGCAUCAAGGACCUCAGAAUUUCCAGAAAAAGGCAACAAGAAAAUCCUAACAACGGUACCAGGAAAGAAACGAAGCGAUCAUCCAACGACUAUAAAGGUGACAGGCCCCCUCGAAAAGAAUCAGGGUGGAUACCCAAGUAUGAUCGUUAUACUGCUCUUAAUGCACCUAGGGCAAAGGUACAUGAAGAGGCUCUACACGCAGAACUCCUCACCGUGCGAAGAAAAUCUUCUCCAAAGAAUGCUGAUGAAAGUAAAGCCUGCCGUCUUCACCUAAACCAUGGUCAUGACACCGAAGAGUGCAACAUAGUAAAAGAUGACAUAGAAAGACUCAUCCGUGCAAGGUACCUCCAAAAAUACGUAAAGGAGGAAACUUCCAAAGCACCGAUCCCUAUGAGGAAGGAAAUGUCGUGGAGAAGUCCCGAACGACCGUUCCGCAGAGACGACAGACAAAGACGACGUUCCAGGAGCCAUUCUCGGAACCCAGAACGAGAGGGGUCAGUCCGAAGACGAAUUGACACCAUAUCCGGAGGCUUCGUAGGAGGAGGAGCAUCGACGUCUACCCGGAAAAGACAUUUGAGAAAUUUAAACACAAUACACAUGGUAGACCGACAACGUCAAUCUAUGCCCAACAUUACGUUUACGGAUGCUGAUUUCCAUGCUCUUGAUCCUAAUCAUGAUGAUCCCAUGGUCAUCACUGCCGAUAUAGCCCGAUACGAGGUCAGAAAAGUGCUCAUCGAUCAAGGCAAUUCAGUCAAUAUCUUAUACUGGAAUACAUUCCUGAAAAUGGAUAUGUCUGAGGAUCUGAUAGCCCCUUUCAACGAGCAGAUUGUAGGCUUCCCAGGAGAAAGAGUAGACACUCGGGGAUACCUUGACCUAAGGACUCGACUUGGAACAGGCAGAGAAGCAAGAGAGCUAAGAGUUAGUUUCCUACUAGUAGAGGCAAAUACUUCGUAUAACGCCUUACUAGGACGACCUUGCUUGAACGCGUUUGGGGCCAUCGUCUCCACCCCUCACCUAGCUAUGAAAUUCCCCACAAAGAGAGGCACUAUUUGUACGGUAAGGGUCGAUCAGCGAACAGCUCGGCAAUGUUAUGUUGCCGGUUUAAAGGUCACUCCUUUCAUACCACCAAGAAAGGCUAGAGGGGCGGAAACAGCAGCGAUCGACUUGGAUCCCAGAACCAACAUAGACGAACGUCUCCAUCCACAGGGUGACAUCAAAACAUUCACGCUGGGAGUAGAGACAUGUAUACUUCUUCAUCUAGAUCCCCAUGUAAAAAAGCAUUAUUUACAUCUAGUUGAUGUAAAUGCCAAUGUUUAG
Molecule: messenger RNA, 1542 nt
Organism: Vigna angularis (adzuki bean)
Lineage: Eukaryota; Viridiplantae; Streptophyta; Magnoliopsida; Fabales; Fabaceae
Exons: 1
Coding region: 1-1542 (513 amino acids)
Source: RefSeq, a predicted model, not a curated record